AUGGACCCUGAUGCUCCGACAAAUCCAGAGCCCUCACCAUCGAUCUGGCGAUGGGUCCUAGGCUUCCUGAUCGUAGGCGCCUGCUGGGGUCUCACAACGCCUUUCAUGCGUCGAGCAGCCAUAUCCAAGGACAAAAAGCCGCAAACACCUCGACCAGUGUUGACAGAUCCGAAAGUCUCUUGGCUCAAGCGAAAAGUGCUCGGAAUCUUCUACGCUGUACUGGAUCUGCUUAAAAAUCCGGCUUAUGCUGUUCCUCUGCUCCUGAAUGUUACGGGAAGUAUCUGGUUCUUCCUACUGAUUGGCCAGGCUGUACUGGGCGAGUGGUACGCGGAGGGCAAAGUCAUCUCACGAGGCAAGUGGCAGGCACACAAGCAAUCACAAAGCGCAUUGAGCUGA
Molecule: messenger RNA, 396 nt
Organism: Recurvomyces mirabilis
Lineage: Eukaryota; Fungi; Ascomycota; Dothideomycetes; Mycosphaerellales; Teratosphaeriaceae
Exons: 2
Coding region: 1-396 (131 amino acids)
Source: RefSeq, a predicted model, not a curated record